UCACGCGAGACUACACUCAGUUGAUGAUAUGCCACGUCUUUGAAAGUGUUGUUGCAUUCAAUGAACACCACGUACAGGUAGACAGAACCAGGACAGAGUUUUCAUCAUCACUAUAACGGGUAUCAACGGGUCAGCAGACUUGCAGAAUGGCAGGGCAUCCCCGAUGCUCCUUGGCACCAAUGGUGCUGUUGGCAGUGGCUCUGGUACUUUCGCAGACUCUACAAACCGGGGCACAUUCCCACUCUCAUGGUGACCAUGAUCACGGACAUGGCCACGGGCAUCAUCAUCAUGGACAUGGACAUGGCCACGGACACCAUCAUGAUCAUGGGCACGGGCACUCUCACGAAGGGCAAAGGAUGUUCCACGGCGCCAGCAAGUGGAGCGCAGAGGCCAACCUUCCUACUGCAGAGGAGGAGAUCCACCAUCAUCACCAUGGGCAUGGCCAUGCACACGAUCACCACGGACAUGCACACGAUCACCACGGACAUGCACACGAUGAGUUUGAGGAGGCCCUGGAACACCUCGAGGAGGUCCAAGAUCUCCAUGAGGAGCCGCUUGAGGAGGAGGACCUUGACCUCCACCAAGAUGAGCUUGUAGAAGAGGUCCAUGAGGACGCACAACAGGAUGAGCCGGAGGAGGACCAUGAUGAUGCCGGCACACAGGAGGACCAGGAGGAGGUGGAGGUGGAGGAGGAGGGCCAUGAUCACCACCACGACGCACAUGAUGACCACGAGGAGGCUGAGGACCACCACGGACACUCUCACGACCACCACGGACACUCUCACGACCACCACGGACACUCUCACGAUCACCACGGACACUCUCACGAUCACCACGGACAUUCGCACGGCCACGCUUCAGAGCCAGCCAAACAGGAGGGUGCGGCAGAGAAGCGUGACCUGGUGGAGCUCUGGAUGCAGGCGAUCGGCGCCACUCUGCUGAUCAGUGCGGCCCCCUUCCUCAUCCUCUUCCUCAUCCCGGUCCAGUCCAACACGGAUCAGCACCAGAACCUGCUGAAGGUGCUGCUCAGCUUCGCCUCUGGAGGCCUGCUGGGAGACGCCUUCCUCCACCUCAUCCCCCACGCACUGGAACCCCACUCUCACCAUGGCGAUGAAGGACACGGCCACUCACACGCCAAGGCAGAGUCAAAUGACCACGGCCACUCUCACGGUGCUAACCAUGCCCAUAUGAUGUCUGUGGGCCUGUGGACGCUGGGGGGAAUCGUUGCCUUCCUGGUGGUGGAGAAGUUUGUCCGCCUGCUGAAGGGAGGACACUCUCACUCACACGGACACGGACACUCCCAUGGUGCUGCCAAAGCAAAGGACAGUGAUGCAGAAGAGGAGGAGGAAGAGAAGAAGGAAGCCAAGACAGAGGAGAAGGGAACAGACAUUAAGGUGUCGGGCUACUUGAACCUGGCGGCCGACUUCACGCACAACUUCACAGACGGUCUGGCUAUCGGCGCCUCCUUCCUGGUUGGGCCUGCCGUCGGCAUGGUAACCACCAUCACCAUCCUGCUGCACGAGGUGCCUCACGAGAUCGGAGACUUUGCCAUCCUCGUCCAGUCCGGCUGCACCAAGAGAAAGGCCAUGUGUCUGCAGCUGCUGACGGCGGUGGGGGCGCUGGCCGGCACGUCUUGUUCCCUAUUGGCAGAGGGCGUGGGCGCGGCCGCCACCGCUUGGAUCCUCCCCUUCACCGCCGGCGGCUUCGUCUAUAUCGCCACGGUGACCGUGCUGCCCGAGCUGCUGGUGGGCCGCUCCAGCCUCGGCCAAUCGCUGAUGGAGAUCCUGGCGCUGCUCUUUGGAGUGGGCAUGAUGGUGCUCAUCGCAGAGUACGAGUGAAACCAAGAGGGGGCGACGUGGGACGUUCCAUAUGUUUGACAAGGGACUGAGUGAGAGACGAUGUGGAGAGAGUAAAUGAAAGAGACAGAGAGAGGGAGAGAAGGAAGGAGGACAAAAAGACUGUAAUCUGUGGAGAAAUUUCAGGAUCAAGACGGGGGAAAGAAUCAUGCAUAAAACACUGUUACGUUUUUUGGAGUGUGCUACCGAGUUUUGAUAGCUGACAGGUGGCUGGGGAAAAAAAUGGUUAUUCUAUGAUGUGGAUGCUGGACGAAGCCAAGAGGGAAGCUGUGUAAUAAUGUGGAGGUGUGGUAGAGAGAGAGAGAGAAAGAGAGAUGGAGGGGUUUCACCAGAGAAAUGAUUCUGAAAGUUUACCAUGUGGUAAUGUCGGAUUUUCAACUGUAUUUAACAUCAAUUUUCAUUCCAUUGCUGUCACAACAUUGGUCCUUGCGAUAACACUUUUUUUCUUCUUUUUCACAACCUGAGAUUUACUUUGACAAAUGACUUCCUUGUGGAAUAGAAAUAGACAUGUGGAAUGAAUCAGUCUUGUCAUCUGUAGUUUUUGCAGUUUCUACUUUUAAAUGUUAAUUUUCGUUGGUUGUAUUUUGUACAUUAUCAUUUGUUUUAUUUGACUUGAACCAGUCGGAUUCUUUUUUUUUUUGCCCCGAUAUGAUACACUCAAUCUGCUUGCAGUCAUCAAGUGAUUGUGAUUGUGAUUGUUAUGAGUGUGUCUAUCUCUUAUUUUUUUUAAUACAUUUUCCUUCCCGCUCUCAAAGUGAAUGUUUACGAUAAUUAGACCAGAUCUGUGACCGUUAAGAACCCAAACUAGGCAGGCAUGUACACAGUACUAUUGGGCUUCAUUCAACGCAAUAUUCCUGGAUUGUCGCUGCAUUGUGAAUGUGCGCUUUAAACCACUCUUGUUGUCGUUGCUCUGUUUGGAGUCGUUUUAAAGCAAAGCUUCUCGUGCAAACAGCCUCAAGUGAUGUAUGAGGCCCAUAUGAGGUUAUCACGUGAACAGCAUCUGUAAAGAGUGGCUUAGUAGAACUUCAGUAAGUAUUGUUAUCAGCAACAAACUUGGGUGGCUGAUAUUCCAGGAGGAACAUGGUGAAGUGAUAAACCUGGCUAAGUUAACCUACAGGAAGUACUAAACCUACAGGAAGUACUAAACCUCCAGAUGUCAUUUAGUUCAGAAAAUCAGGACUCCACUUCACUCCAGGCUCCUCUAUUAGAUGAUUUGCCACUACCUCGAGGUUAACUUGACCAUGUUUACUACUGAACCAGCCUCUGUAGAGCAGUUGUGAUUUUGUCAAUUUUUACCUGUAACUGAGCUGCAGCUCUUCAACUUCACAAAAGUGUUUUGUGUAUUCUAGACAAUCAUGAAAAAAUUGUGGCGAAAUGAUAUUACAUUUUCCAGACACACCUGUCUUCUGACUAACACACACAUGCACACUCACAGUUUUUUUUUUUUUAACGUUUUUUUUUCUUGGAAGGACCAAAAGGAGGAGAGGGGAAACUGGGAAAGAAUGUUAAAUGAUUUAUUGUGUUUUUGUUUUUAUUAAAAAAUACAGAAAAUGUAAAGAUUUUGAUUAGUUGCUGUUUUGCCAUCUUUUUUGCGUGUUCUCCAUUCCAAACAAAAGCAGUUCUUCAU
Messenger RNA from Engraulis encrasicolus (European anchovy), 3483 nucleotides. It is a transcript of the gene slc39a7, whose product is annotated as solute carrier family 39 member 7. The record is from RefSeq and is a predicted model, not a curated record. Gene Ontology annotation, biological process: zinc ion transmembrane transport; intracellular zinc ion homeostasis. The transcript has 8 exons. Bases 147 to 1838 code for a protein of 563 amino acids. Gene Ontology annotation, cellular component: membrane. Gene Ontology annotation, molecular function: zinc ion transmembrane transporter activity. NCBI's taxonomy places the organism in Eukaryota, Metazoa, Chordata, Actinopteri, Clupeiformes, Engraulidae.